This is a messenger RNA of Uranotaenia lowii, 1547 nucleotides long. It is a transcript of the gene Vdup1, whose product is annotated as arrestin domain-containing protein 4. The transcript has 5 exons. The record is from RefSeq and is a predicted model, not a curated record. Gene Ontology annotation, biological process: protein transport. The coding region runs from base 320 to 1345 and encodes 341 amino acids. Lineage: Eukaryota; Metazoa; Arthropoda; Insecta; Diptera; Culicidae. Gene Ontology annotation, cellular component: cytoplasm.
UACAACAUUACUCAGUCGACUCAACCUUCCCAUCAACAUCAGUAUAAUCGCGAGUUAUUCUUGAAGUCGUCAAAGUGGAGUUCAGCUGGAGAUUCUUUAAUUCGUUCAUCCAAAAAAUGUAGCAUCUGAAGAUUAUAUUUCUAUUUUAUUGGUGCCCAAAUGAUGUCGUGCUAUAGAUUUUAUUUCAGUGUUUAAAAAAUGUGGAAGCUCUUCUUACUGACGAGGUUGAUUGUUGAUUUAUAAAAAAAAGUGAAUUAUCAGUGCGCGUAGGGGGUUUUUCGCUCUUCGGUCAUCACACUAGGCAAACGAUUGAUUAAUCAUGCCGAGAAAAUUGUUAAAGUUUUUAAUUUUGUUCGACAAUUCGUCGCUUCUAUAUUUCCCCGGACAGUUUCUUUCUGGGAGGGUGCUGCUGGAACUUCAGGAAAAUACGCCAGUCUUAGGGUUACAUUUUCAUGUCGUAGGAGAAUGCGUGGUACGGGUUCGCUCUGGCCGCCAUGAGCGCUCUUAUGAUAAAGAAAACUAUAUAGACUUCCGAAUGCGCUUGCUUGGCGAUGCGGAUCAUCAGGGCCCUACAGUGCUUUCGCCAGGAAUUCACAGUUUUCCGUUCAAACUGGGACUGCCAGUAGACUUACCAUCAACCUUUCUCGGACGGUACGGAUGGGUUCAAUACUAUUGUAAAGCAGCUCUCCGAGAACCGUCUGGCCUGAUACACAAAAACCAUCAGGUCUUCAUCGUGAUGAACCCAAUUGAUCUGAACACUGAACAGCCUUACUUAGCGGAUCCGUUCAAAUGCAGCAUAGAACAUAACGUUGGUGUAGCCUGCGUGGGUGGUGGCAUUGUGAAGUGUAAAAUUAUAUUAGAUAGAGGAGGUUAUGUUCCCGGUGAAUCCAUUAUGAUUACAGCAGCUGUUACGAACUCUAGUAGCGUAACCAUCAAAUCUACAAAGGCAGCUUUGACAGAGACAAUCCAAUAUUUCGCACAUGAUAAACUCGUACAAACAGAGAAACGAGAGCUGGCAGUUAUUGCCAGAGGAAAAAUACGUCCAGGAUGUCGUGAUGAUUGGCAAAACGAAUCGUUAUACGUGCCACCGCUGCCGCCAACGAAUCUGAGAGGAUGCCAUCUCAUUCGGAUCCAAUAUGAUGUUUGUUUUCUAAUUGAACCCAAAUCAUUAGAAAAACAAGUGAAAUUGCAACUUCCCAUAACACUCGGUACAUACCCAUUCAAAAAUGGAGACGAUGAUGACACAAAUGAGUGGGCCGAAACGAUUUAUAAACCUGAAACCCAUUAUCCGUCAACGUUGCCGAUCUUUAGACCGUGGCUCCAUGAAAAAGCAGAUUCGAAGUAAUUUAAUCAAAAUAAGUGGGAAACGUACAAUAAGCACGACUUUCUUAAGUGAUAUUUAGGUUAAGACGGUUGCAUUUUGUAAGUUAAGUUCUAAAUGAAAGGCAUCUGCGGUAAAGUGCCAUAAAUGCAUGUAUGGAUUCAGAUUAGUUUAAGAAAUGAUUUUUAAUAAAACAAUUUGUAACAAACGAACAACAUAUUACAGA